CUCCGCGCAACGCUCACGCAACCAACCAACCAACCAACCAACCAACCAACCAACAAUCCACUCGCUCUUCGCGAGCAGGCGACAAAGCUGACCGACGCACAAGUGUGCCUCCUUGCUUGACACCACACCUUCACUGCGUCCGCUUGCCAAAGCUACGCCCAGACAUUGGCGUCCUUCCACUGCCGUGCUGCCCGCGCUGCGACACCACCCUCCUUUCCUUUCUGCUUGUCGGUAAACAUCACGCACAGCACUAUCUUACAGCGCACGCCGACACUCUGGCCACAGGAGCCGAGUAGCAUCUGAGCCUCGCUGAGGGCUACCUCCACGCAAUCGCCGCGGCGCACUUGACGAACCAACCAUGGCGGACAAAUACGAGGCGCUUCAGAGUUGGGGCUUCGCGCUGGUAUUGUUUGCGGCUGUUGGUUACUAUUACGCCUCCACCGGCAAGAAAGCGCGGUCGAAGCAGCCCCCAAAAUCGACUCCGGCGCGAGAGACCAGGCCCGAGGUCAAGAAGGCCGCAAAGAAAGUCCCGAGCCAUGCAGAGAAAGCGGCUGCGGCCCCAAGAGAUGUGAGCAGUGGCUCAGAGCAGCAGCCACAGGUGUCGCAGAGCGGGCUCAAGAAGCGGAAAGCCAACACGCAGGCACCUAUUCCGACCAGUUCCGAUGCGACCGCAGGGCAGAUGGAUGAUGACGAAAUCGACAUGUCUACGCGACACUUCGCGGAGUCGCUGAGGCGGGCGCAGGAGGGCACCGAUCUGAAGAAAACAAACAAGACGGAGGCUCGCGUAAAGACCGUCAAGGCCAAGAACAGCCAGGCAAUCGAUGCUCCCACUCCAGUCUUCGAGCCAUCUUCUCAACCCGAAGAUGACAGUCGGGCAUCCGCUGCCUCAACAGCGCUUCAGACAAGCGGCGUCGCUGAUAUGAUUGAGCCAGCAGCUUCCGGCCCAAACUCAUUACGCAUCACAGCUCCGACAAAGCCUGUCAAGGAAAAGACGAAUAAGCCAAAGAAAGAGGCACAGGAGGAGACGAAGAAAGCACGCCAGAAUCGGCAAAGAAAAGAGGCCGAACAAGCAGCUCGUGCACAGGCUGAUGCAGAGCAGAAGAGACUCAUGGAGCAACAACGACGAAUUGCUCGUGAAGCCAGAGGCGAGCCAGCAAGAAACGGGGUUACCACUUCGUCCGCCCCAGCGAAGAAUGCUUGGGCCGAGCAGAACGCAGCCAGAGACACAGAGGUUGCUUCCUCUAGCAAUCAGGCCUCUUUACUGGACACCUUCGAUGUCGAAUCAAACAGUUCAUCAAAUGCUGGUAUCAGCACUGCGGCUACCUCAACUACAGACAAUGUUGGAUCCGGCGACGAUGAUCUGUCGCGAGCGUUGGAAGAGUCCAACCACGAAUCUGGCUGGAGCGAGGUAAAGACCAAGAAAGUCAAGAACAAGACUACCCAGAAUGGCGACGCCACCCCAGUCCCGAGUACUGCCGUUUCAGCGAGCAAGACAGCUCAGCCGCAGAAGAAAACAUCUCGAUUUGGCGCGCUCCAAGACGAAUAUGUCGACGAUCCAUCAAACUGGCAGGCAUAAGCAGGCCAACGUGAUCGCCAUCAUCGAACUUUCUCCAUUCCUGGCGAAGUAGGCCAGACGAAAACAUAUGCAAUAGAAAUCUGAUUUCAUCUUGUCAAAAUGCAUCAACAGACGCUGCAGCGGCGCACCAUGACCUUCAUAAAGGCGUGCGCGUCCGCAAGACUUCGGUACCUUAACACCGAACUGACACACUGGGCGACACCACGAGUAUGUCAGGCACAAAAGCGAGUCGAAAUGAACUCAAGGGCGUUGGAAGGAAAUUUGGGCAAUGCGAGUCGAGGAAGAGAACUAGGCGAUCGUUUUACUUAUCAGAACAAGGGCUGUGCCGGACAAGUAGAUGGCUCACAUAAUCGCGUGGCAGACACUGUAUUGCGAUGUUCUGUGCAGGACUCACAUCGCUUUCUACAAGUCAUAAAAGGCAGAUAUUUUCUGAGACAGUCUUUGGUCAAGUAAAGAAUGGCUUUUUGUCCUUCUGCCCAAAAAUACACUCAACCCAGCGAGGCGACUCUACGCCCAGCGAUCCAUUCAUCGAUAAGAGAAGCAACGAAGCCGCAUUCAUAUCUACAUGUCUCAAGGUCGCAAAACCGAUCAUUUCCCUAGACGUCUUGAUCCUCUUUUUGUCGAAAGUCCCGUAUAGUUAGUUCUACAGCCCGCUCAAUCGAUAUUGACCGCGAAAGGAAAAUAAAACAGAACGCCUCCCGCUAUGCUCAAGGUAGUAGUCGUAGUAGUAGUGUCGCAAAGCCGUGCACGCAACGCCGCAUCAAAUAGAGAUGAGGCAGCGUUGCAGGGGGUAUAAGUGGCCAUGCCCAGUUGUGAAUAUGCAUCAGGCGUCUCUCUUCCUCCCAUUCCCUUUCCCAGAUAAAGCACACUUUC
This is a messenger RNA of Pseudocercospora fijiensis CIRAD86, 2449 nucleotides long. RefSeq lists its product as uncharacterized. The record is from RefSeq and is a predicted model, not a curated record. Bases 359 to 1576 code for a protein of 405 amino acids. The transcript has a single exon. Lineage: Eukaryota; Fungi; Ascomycota; Dothideomycetes; Mycosphaerellales; Mycosphaerellaceae.